This is a messenger RNA of Magnolia sinica, 4389 nucleotides long. Its product is annotated as subtilisin-like protease SBT3. Gene Ontology annotation, biological process: proteolysis. The record is from RefSeq and is a predicted model, not a curated record. The transcript has 6 exons. Bases 1 to 4389 code for a protein of 1462 amino acids. NCBI's taxonomy places the organism in Eukaryota, Viridiplantae, Streptophyta, Magnoliopsida, Magnoliales, Magnoliaceae. Gene Ontology annotation, molecular function: RNA-DNA hybrid ribonuclease activity; serine-type endopeptidase activity; nucleic acid binding.
AUGCGCUAUGGUGCCGACCUUGGAGAUGGUAAUCAUCAAGAUCCAAUUCGCCCAAGUAGCCGUUUCAUUCACUAUAAGUAUGUGCACGGCCUCUUGGUUUCCCAUGCAGCUUCCAUGGCGACUCCUUCCAACUCUCUUUUCCAUGCAUGGCUUCUUCUCUUCUUCACCGUCCAUCUUGUGCCAUCGGCACUAGCCGCUCGGUCCACCUAUAUUGUCCACAUGGACAAAUCAGCCAUGCCCAAAGCAUAUGCCAAUCACCACCAUUGGUAUUCGGCCACCAUCAAAUCUCUGAGUCCCACCACUGCAGGGGAUCAUGAAGAGAGGCUUGUUUACGUAUAUGAUAAUGCCAUCCAUGGUUUCAGCGCCGUCCUCUCUCGCGAGGAAUUACAAGCACUCAGGCAAUCACCAGGCUUCAUCUCUGCUUACAAAGACUCAACAGUUACAAUGGACACAACCCACACAUACAAAUUCCUCAAUCUCAAUCCGUACACCGGACUAUGGCCUGAAUCUAAUUACGGCGAAGAUGUGAUUGUUGGUGUGAUCGACACUGGUGUCUGGCCAGAAAGCGAUAGCUUCAAAGAUUUGGGAAUGACCAAAAUUCCAGAAAAGUGGAAGGGAGAAUGCGUGCCAGGAGAAGCCUUCAAUACUUCCAUGUGCAACCGCAAGCUCAUCGGCGCACGCUACUUCAACAAGGGCUUGGUGGCAAACCACCCUGGUCUAAACAUCUCGAUGAACUCGACGAGAGACACACAAGGGCAUGGGACCCACACAUCAUCAACGGCCACUGGGAACUACAUUCCAGGUGUAUCAUAUUUUGGUUAUGCCAAGGGAGCCGCUUCUGGUGUUGCUCCUUAUGCUAGGGUGGCCAUGUAUAAGGUCCUCUGGGAUGAAGGAGGCUACUUGUCGGACAUCCUCGCAGGAAUGGACCAAGCGAUCGCGGACGGAGUGGACGUGAUAUCAAUCUCGAUGGGCAUUAAUGAGACCCCCAUGUAUGAAGAUCCUGUCGCCAUUGGGUCAUUCGCAGCCAUGGAGAAGGGUAUACUAGUCUCAUCUUCGGCAGGCAACGACGGUCCAUCCCUUGGAACCCUACACAACGGAAUUCCAUGGCAAUUGACUGUUGGGGCUGGCAGUAUUGACAGGGAAUUCGUCGGGACGUUGACUCUAGGUAAUGGGUUAACCAUCAUGGGUCGAACUCUUUUUCCCGCCAAUGCAUGGCUAGUGGAUAUGCCAUUGAUCUACAAUGAGACCUUCAAAGCAUGCAAUUCGUCCUCAUUGUUGUCACAGGCCAAAGGAUCCAUUGUUGUGUGUGAAAACACCAGCUCAGUCUUCGAACAAAUGUAUUCGGUUUCUGAUUCAAACCUCACCGGAGCGAUAUUCAUAUCUGACCAAGAUGACCUCGAAUUCGCAUCUUUUUCAUUCCCAGGAGUUGUAAUUAACCCGACCGAUGGCAAGAAACUCAUAUCCUAUGUGGAGAAUGACGAUAAUCCGACGGUAUCAUUGAAAUUCCAACAGACCAUUGUUGGGACGAAGCCUGCGCCAUUCGUUGCCGCAUAUACUUCUAGAGGUCCUUCAUGGAGUUAUCCUGGUAUAUUGAAGCCGGAUAUCCUCGCCCCUGGUUCAAGAGUGUUGGCAGCUUGGAUACCGAAUGCACCAGUGGCUCGUAUUGGGUCCCGAUUGAUUUUGUCAAGCGACUUCAACAUCAUCUCCGGGACAUCCAUGGCUUGUCCACAUGCAUCUGGAGUGGCUGCGUUGUUGAAGGGGGCCCACCCUGAUUGGAGUCCAGCUGCAAUCCGAUCGGCCAUGAUGACAACGGCAAAUCCUUAUGAUAACAAUUACAAUCCAAUCUUAGACAGUGGGAAUGAUUACAAACCAGCCACUCCGCUCGACAUGGGGUCUGGCCACAUUGACCCUAACAAGGCGCUGGACCCUGGUCUUGUCUACGACGUGGAUGCGCAAGACUACAUUAAUCUCCUUUGCACAAUGAAUUACACGGCUAAGCAGAUCUCAGCAAUCACUAGGACUCCUUACCAAUGCUCGAAACCAUCAUCCGAUCUCAAUUACCCAUCGUUCAUUGCUUUGUUCGGUAACAGUUCUUCACAGACCCAAAACUUUCAAAGGACGGUGACCAAUGUCGGAGACGGUGCAUCAACUUACAAGGCUGAGUUGACGGUCCCGGCAAAAGGGCUGUUUGUUAGCAUCCAGCCUGAUACACUUGUGUUUCAAAAGAAGUACGAGAAGCUAAGCUUUACUUUGACUGUGAGGAACAGUCCAAAGAGGGGAGAGGAAGUUUCAUAUGGAUUUCUUACUUGGGCUGAUGAUGGGAAGAAGCACACAGUGAGGAGUCCUAUAGUAAUCUUAUACUUGUUGGAAAGGUGGCGCGCCCCUUCUUCUCACGCUGAUAGGCAUAGCAGGGCCUUGCUUUCCAUAGGGAUUGAUGUGCAACCCCAUCAGGAGGUGUUCUCUCAGGUGGUGUGUUGGAGGAAGCCGCCGUUUGGUUGGGUGAAGCUCAACGUGGAUGGGUCAUCUAGAGGUAACCCGAGGGUGGCUAAAGGAGGGGGAGUAUACAGGGGUGACAAGGGGGAACUCCACUUUACAUUUUCCACAGGAUAUGGCAUUGCUUCAAACACUAGGGCCGAGCUACGUGCCAUCCAUGAUGGCCUUGUUCACUGCCUCCAGCACGGCUUAAAGAAUAUCAUUGUUGAAUCAGACUCACUUCUGGUGGUGCACUUCUUGUCGGGCAUCGUUCAACCGAGGUGGAAAUGGAGACGAUGCGCACUCUUUGUAAACCCCGAUGAUGUUAAAAGGCCGGCUGUUGGCAGCUACAAGGGAUACGGCAUCAUCGAUGCGUGGAAUGGACAUUCGCGAGAUUACGAUCCUAACAACGCUUCCAUGGCCACUCCUUCCCACUCUCUCCUCCAUGCAUGGCAUCUUCUCUUCUUCACCGUCUAUCUUGUGCCAUCGGCACUAGCCGCUCGGUCCACCUAUAUUGUCCACAUGGACAAAUCAGCCAUGCCCAAAGCAUAUGCCAAUCACCACCAUUGGUAUUCGGCCACCAUCAAAUCUCUGAGUCCCGCUACUGCAGGGGAUCAUGAACAGAGGCUUGUUUAUGUAUAUGAUAAUGCCAUCCAUGGUUUCAGCGCCGUCCUUUCUCCCGAGGAAUUAGAAGCUCUCAGGCAAUCACCAGGCUUCGUAUCUGCAUACAAAGACUCGACAGUCACAAUGGACACAACCCACACAUACGAAUUCCUCUCUCUCAAUCCAUACAUCGGGCUAUGGCCUUCAUCUGAUUACGGCAAAGAUGUCAUUGUUGGAGUGAUCGACACUGGUGUCUGGCCAGAAAGCGAUAGCUUCAAAGAUUUCGGAAUGACCAAAAUUCCAGCAAAGUGGAAGGGAGAAUGCGUGCCAGGAGAAGCCUUCAAUACUUCCAUGUGCAACCGCAAGCUCAUCGGCGCACGCUACUUUAACAAGGGCUUGAUCGCAAACAACCCCGGUUUGAACAUCUCCAUGAACUCAACGAGGGACACAUAUGGGCAUGGGACCCACACAUCAUCAACGGCUGCUGGGAACUACGUUCCAGGUGCAUCGUAUUUUGGUUAUGCCAAGGGAACUGCAACUGGUGUUGCUCCUCGUGCUAGGGUGGCCAUGUAUAAGGUCAUCUGGGACGAAGGAGGCUACAAGUCGGACAUCCUCGCAGGAAUGGACCAAGCGAUUGCAGACGGAGUAGACGUGAUAUCGAUCUCGAUGGGCUUUAAUCACGCUCCCAUGUAUGAAGAUCCUGUCGCCAUUGGGUCAUUCGCAGCCAUGGAGAAGGGCAUACUAGUCUCAUCUUCGGCAGGCAAUGCCGGUCCAUCCCUUGGAACCCUACACAACGGAAUUCCAUGGCAAUUGACUGUUGGGGCUGGCAGUAUUGACCGAGAAUUCGUUGGAACGUUGACUCUCGGCAAUGCACUGAACCCGGGCCUUGUCUACGACGUGGAUGCACAAGACUACAUUAAUCUCCUUUGCACAAUGAAUUAUACCACUGAGCAGAUCUUAACAAUCACUAGAAAUUCUUACAAAUGUUCGAAACCAUCAUCUGAUCUCAAUUACCCAUCUUUCAUUGCUUUGUUUGGUAACAGUUCUUCACAGACCCAACAAUUUCAAAGGACGGUGACCAAUGUCGGAGACGGUGCAUCAACUUACAAGGCUGAGUUGUCUGUUCAGGCAAAUGGGUACUUGGUUAGCGUCCAGCCCGAUACACUUGUGUUUGGAAAGAAGUAUGAGAAGCUAAGCUUUACUUUGACUGUGAAGGACAGUCCUGAGAGGAAAGGGGAAAUUUCAUAUGGAUAUCUUACAUGGGUGGAUGAUGGGAAGAAGCAUACAGUGAGCAGUCCUAUAGUAAUUGUUUAA